UGUAUUAUGAGUUGUUAUCGAAAGCAACAAUCAGGGUAGACGCAAAGUCGAACAAGAAAAGAAUAAUAAAGAAAAUUUGCCAACACGUAACAAAGAAAAGAUUGUGCAAAUAUCGCAAUAAUCGCAGCAACAGAAAAAUAAAAUUUGCAAAACGAAAGUGAAAAAUUGUUCAUUUUUUAAUAGUGAAUUUCAAUUGAGUGAAUGGAGCAAAGUGAAGAACAAACAGAUGGCUUGGAUCAAGCACCCAACGCAAUAGCGUCCGCAUCCUCGCCAAGGCUGAUGACCAUGCGUGAGGAAGCAAAUGCAACAGUGUUGGUGCCUUUGGAGGCUGAUGAAAAUUUGCAAUUGCCUGCAACAACAUUGUCUGCAUCAUCAAUGGCAUUGGCGACAGCAGCAAUAACAGCAACAACAGGCAGUGAUGCAAAUGCAAAUGAUGCCGUAAUCGAUCUUUGCAGUACUAGCCCAGCCCCUUCUACCUCGAAAUCUGCUGCUGCUGCUGCUGCAACCAUAACCGUGGAUAGUAGUCCUGAAGCGACCUCACCACCGCCUAGUAUUGAUGAUGCUGCUGGUGGAUCUGCGACCACAAUUGAAUGCCCCAUAUGCUUACAAACCUGCAUACAUCCAGCACGCCUGCCAUGUGGGCACAUUUUUUGUUUCCUAUGCGUGAAAGGCGUCGCUUACAAAAAUCGUCGUUGCGCCAUGUGUAGACGUGAAAUACCGCCAGAAUUUCUUGAUCAUCCCGAUUUGGUGAAUGGCAUCGAUGAUAUUUGUGCAACUAAAUCCACCGAAGACGGUUAUCAAUGGUUCUACGAAGGACGUAACGGUUGGUGGCAGUAUGACGAUCGUACCAGCCAGGAUAUUGAGGAGGCAUUUAAGAAAGGUGAAAAAUCCUGUAUCAUAUUGGUGGCUGGCUAUGUAUAUGUUGUCGAUUUGGAAGCAAUGGUCCAGCAACGUCAAAAUGAGCCAAGUCGUUGCCGACGCGUCAAGCGCGAUCUAGCCACAAUACCCAAAAAAGGUGUAGCUGGCCUACGCAUUGAGGGUAAUACUGUCAUAACCGAUUCCAACUUCGCCUCACAAAUCUAUCAACAGCAGCAGCAGCAAAGUAUAUCUAUUGGACCGGGUGCUUUGAAUACACCAACAGAUUCCUCAUCAGACCUCAGCCUGCCACUCAACUACUACAGCAUGCGCCAUCCAGCCAAUGCAAGCGAUUUCAUUUCAACUAUUGCCGCCACCGAUGCGGCUAUACGCAUAGCAAGCGAUAUAAUUGGUUCCACAUUGGCACACGCCGACGAAUUGUCACGCAGCACAGCAGCAGUGGCUGCGGCCUCAGCACAACAGCAGCAUGCUGUGGGUGAUGCACAAACUAUUGCACAGCAGCACAUGAGUGGUGAGAAUACAGGGAUUUACAGUGGCAGCUAUCAUCAACAAAUAGCUAAUAGCGCAGCUGGCGCAUCCACGUCAUCGCAUCAUGGGCAUAUGCAUGGGCAUGGUGGCAGUGUUGCUGCUGCGGUGCUUGUUGCGCAUGGUAGUCGUGAGUUGCUUGAUGCAGCUGAAGAUCUGUUAGAUGCAACACAAAAUGUGAUUUCCGAAGCGGAUCAGCAGACAAUAGAUCUGUUUGAGCAAACAUUGAACGAUUUCCAUGCGUUGACAUUACGCAACAUCAUCGACUCGGACGACAGCGAGGAGGAAAAUGGUGGAGUCGGUGGUGGUGGCGUUGGCGUUGGCGAUGAUGAUGAUGGGGGUAGUGGUGGUGACGUGGACGGCCGCUAUGCACAGCGUCAUAUACGUUUCUAGAAGUGCGCGCAUGGAAAGUGUGGCUAAAUAGAUAUUGAAAACACAACACACACACGCAAGCAAAGAAACAAAAACAACUUAUAUUCGCAAUUGUUGCGUAGGGAAGUGUGCAUUUAAGCAAAAAAGAAGUAAAUGGGCGCGUUGCAAAAGCUAUUGUAUAUUCGCUGGACCUAUAUUCAGCUGUGGUUGGCUCAGUAAAAAAAUGUGUUCAGCCUUUGAAAACAUAAAACACAAACGUUCGUAUGUAUGCAUGUGCCUGCAUGUUUAUUUCUUAGCAAUAACUUUAACACUAAAAUAAAUUCUAAGGCAGUUAUAAUUGAUAAAUGGGAUAACUUAGGCUUAGUACUAAAAAAUGCAUACACACACACUAUAGGUAAGCUCAAAUGUUUUGGUUGCGUAUAAAAGUAGAUUAAAUAAAAAUAAGAAAAAACAUAUUUAAUCACAAACGCAGGAAAGGCGUAGAUUUGACAAUGAAAAGCUAUGUACCUGGCAAAUGCAAAUAUUUCUGAACAUUCUGUUGAUGAAUAAGAAA
Rhagoletis zephyria (snowberry fruit fly) is the source of this 2326-nucleotide messenger RNA. RefSeq names its product Ring finger protein 146 (gene Rnf146). Gene Ontology annotation, cellular component: cytoplasm; nucleus. Gene Ontology annotation, molecular function: ubiquitin protein ligase activity; zinc ion binding; poly-ADP-D-ribose binding. The record is from RefSeq and is a predicted model, not a curated record. NCBI's taxonomy places the organism in Eukaryota, Metazoa, Arthropoda, Insecta, Diptera, Tephritidae. Gene Ontology annotation, biological process: Wnt signaling pathway; ubiquitin-dependent protein catabolic process.